This is a messenger RNA of Dioszegia hungarica, 1200 nucleotides long. RefSeq lists its product as uncharacterized. Gene Ontology annotation, molecular function: tRNA binding. Gene Ontology annotation, biological process: tRNA wobble uridine modification. Gene Ontology annotation, cellular component: nucleus; cytoplasm. Bases 1 to 1200 code for a protein of 399 amino acids. Lineage: Eukaryota; Fungi; Basidiomycota; Tremellomycetes; Tremellales; Bulleribasidiaceae. The transcript has 4 exons. The record is from RefSeq and is a predicted model, not a curated record.
AUGACUACUGAUCUUUCUACCGAAUCAUCACCAGCCGAAGGGUCUCAGACCGCUGUCAAAGGUUCCGAGAGGCAGAACCGAGAGCCGAAGCUUCCACGGCCGGUCAAGGCGAAGGCACCGCCCAAACCUAAGCCCGAGCCCAUUCCAUACCGACCCACCUCGAAUCCGGGGGAGGACGAGCAGACAGCGGUGCAUGAGGUGUACGAGGCGAUUGCACCGCACUUCUCGCAGACUAGACAUAAGAAGCCGUGGCCGCUCAUCUCGACUUUCCUCCACUCACUACCGCCCAAUUCGGUCGGUCUCGACUCGGGAGGCGGGAAUGGGAAAUAUGUGCCCACUGCCCGAGAAGCGGGGGUCGGUCUGGUCGUGAUGGAUAGAAGUCUGGGGCUGCUGGGAGACGCAAGGAGACAGCCUGGUUUCGGGCUGGGGAAGGGGAAGGGGAAGGGGAAGGGGAGGGAAGUUGAGGGGGAUGUGGCAGCGUAUGAGGUAGCUGGGUCUGAUGGUUCUGGGGAGUGCGUCAGGGGAGAUCUGACCUGCGAGGGAUGGAGGCGAGGGGUCUUUGACUUUGCCAUCUCCAUUGCGGCCAUACAUCACCUUUCUACUCCCCUCCGACGGCGUCGCGCAGUCCAAGUCUUACUCCAGCCCCUGGUUCACGCCCCCAAACCCCCCUACGCCCGGUUCAUGAUCUACGUCUGGGCAUACGAGCAGAGCUCAGGCUCCAAACGGCGGAUGGGCGCUACAACUGGUCCUCCUGUUCCUCUUACUGCAGAAACAGCAGCUCGCGAGUCAGCCGGUACCGGCGAGCAGGAGCCUGCGAAAGUCCAGGACGUCCUCGUCCCGUGGGUGCUGCAACCACCGAAAGCCCCAAGAACGCCAAGUACAGGCGAGUCAUCGGGAGCCGCCCAGUCGGAUGAGCCAGUACAAGUGCCGGCACCGGAGCCGCAGGUGCUGCAUCGGUAUUAUCACCUGUUCGUCCAGGGGGAGCUGCGGGACCUGGUCGUGUCUGCGGCGAAGGAGGACGGGUAUCGCGUGUUAGGGUCGACGGAGGGAGAGUCAGGAGAAACCGAGGAUGAGUCGGCCAGUGAACCGCUCAGUAGCGAUACUAGGUGGAUCAAGAUACGAGGAGUAGGAUGGGAAGCGGAUAAUUGGUGGAUAGAGGGGGAGGUGGGGAUUAGACCAGUUUCCCUACCUCCUGUAUGA